CCUGCCUAGUAUUAUAAUAUUGCAUCUCAUUUUCACUACUUUCUGUCCCUUCCCCUCUUGUCAAUUUUUUCCCCCCUUCCCAUACUCUCAUUACCAUAUUUUAGUCUUUUGUGUAGCAAUACUUUCAACAAGAAGAUGGGUGAAAGAGAUGAUGAGUUUGGGUUGAGUUUGAGUUUGGGAUCAAAUCAUCCACACCCACCGCCUCAUUUCCCCUUGCCUCUGCGUUUCUUGAAUCCUGAUCUGAGUGGGGAGAGGAGGAUGAGGGGGAUAGAUGUGAACAUGCCAGCAGCUGAAGUGGAGGAGGAACUGGGCGCUUCAUCUCCGAAUAGCACGGUGUCGAGUUUAAGCGGAAAGAGGAGCGAGAAUGAGGUGGAGAGAGACAGGGACUCCAGCUAUGAGGAUGAAGAUGGCGGCGAUGCGGCGGCGAGGAAGAAGCUCCGGCUGUCCAAAGAACAAGCGGCCAUGCUUGAAGAGACUUUCAAGGAGCACAACACUUUGAACCCAAAGCAAAAGUUGGCAUUGGCAAAAGAGCUGAAUUUAAGGCCUAGGCAAGUUGAAGUGUGGUUUCAGAACAGGAGGGCUAGAACAAAGCUGAAGCAAACAGAGGUAGAUUGUGAGUACUUGAAGCGAUGCUGUGAAAAUCUGACAGAUGAGAACAAACGGUUGCAGAAGGAAGUGAGCGAGCUUCGAGCAUUGAAGCUCUCCCCACAAUUCUACAUGAACAUGAACCCUCCAACUACUCUCACAAUGUGCCCUCAGUGUGAGCGUGUGUCCUCAUCUUCGUCGACAACCUCAGCUUCUGUAUCUUCGGCUUUAUAUCCAAAAACCGGCAUGGUGAACGAACGCAACCCCAACAAUCCAGUAGGGCCUCCGCAGCCCCAUCGGCCAGUGCCGAUCAAUCCUUCAUGGGCCAAGAUUUUCUCGCAGAACCAACUGGAGGGUCAUCGUCCUAGUUAGGUUGUGGUUUUUGUGUCCAGCUAGAAAGGGUUUAAUGGUAAAAUGGGUAUGACAAAGGGAAAGUAUAGUAUGGAAUGGGUAUGAAAAUUUGAGGAAAUGGGGAGGAAUGAUUAUGCUGGAUGAAAAUGAGAUAGAAGGUAGGGAACAAUGUUGAAAUGUUUAGGAUUCUAGUGUAGUCUUUUAACAUUAUGAUGAUGAAAUCUUUUGUUUCUUUUGGUACUUGAUUUGGUAAUGACAGCCCUGCAUCCUUAUCAUGACUAUA
This is a messenger RNA of Daucus carota subsp. sativus, 1219 nucleotides long. Its product is annotated as homeobox-leucine zipper protein HAT3. Gene Ontology annotation, biological process: regulation of DNA-templated transcription. NCBI's taxonomy places the organism in Eukaryota, Viridiplantae, Streptophyta, Magnoliopsida, Apiales, Apiaceae. Bases 136 to 957 code for a protein of 273 amino acids. Gene Ontology annotation, cellular component: nucleus. The transcript has 4 exons. Gene Ontology annotation, molecular function: DNA-binding transcription factor activity, RNA polymerase II-specific; sequence-specific DNA binding. The record is from RefSeq and is a predicted model, not a curated record.